UUUGCAGGGUUGAUUGUUGCAACUCUAGCAAUAUGCUGGCUGCCAAAUCAAGUUCGAAGAAUCAUGGCUGCUGCUAGACCUAAGCAGGACUGGACUGUCUCCUACUUCAGAGCAUAUAUCACCCUCCUCCCUAUAGCCGACGUCUUCUUCUACCUCAGCUCAGUAGUGAACCCGCUUCUGUACAAUAUCUCCUCCCAGCAGUUCCGGAAUGUCUUUCUGCAGGUCCUCCGUUGUCGUCUGACAUUAGAGCAUGCCAACAAACAGAAGCUUUUAAGAGCCAAUUUGAAUUCUGUAGCUGGCAGUAGCCGCUCCCACCGCCCGCUGAUCUUCAUGUCAUCCAGGCGCAAGUCUUCCACCAAGAGUGCUAACAAGGUUUUCUUGAGUACUUUUCUGAGCGAGACCAAGCCUGACUGCAGUGUGCAAAAACGGAAGCUUGAACCGUUGGAGCUAAAUGUGAAAACAACAUCACUGGAGAACAGCAGAGACCUUAAUCCUGCCAGCCAGAAUGGCCUCUGUGAACUUGAACUGUGA
Molecule: messenger RNA, 531 nt
Organism: Sphaerodactylus townsendi
Lineage: Eukaryota; Metazoa; Chordata; Lepidosauria; Squamata; Sphaerodactylidae
Product: G-protein coupled receptor 39-like
Exons: 1
Cellular component (GO): membrane
Source: RefSeq, a predicted model, not a curated record